This is a messenger RNA of Coregonus sp. 'balchen', 1830 nucleotides long. Lineage: Eukaryota; Metazoa; Chordata; Actinopteri; Salmoniformes; Salmonidae. The record is from the annotation of a GenBank genome assembly.
AUGGGCCGGCCGUCUUCAGGCUCAGCCUUCGCGCCGUACGCAGGAUCACCGGCUUUCAAUGGCUCAUCGCCUGGCUUCAACUCUUACCUUCAGUACAGCGGAGAGCAGAGGGCGGCAAUGAACUCGUUUGUGGUGAGUGAAUACUGUACAGUUUAAUAAUUAAUUAUGCACUUUGUAAAAACAAAAAUGCCAUUCUUUCCUUGAAAAGGCCUAUUUGUAUCCAGAUUUUGGAACGAGUAGGCUGAAGUGUAGCCUUUUGAUGCAAUGAGUAGACUACAGAAGUUUAAUAAAACAUUCAUAAAAGCUUCCUAAUAAAAGCUUUUAAAAAAUUUAUAAAAAUAAGUUAUGCAAUGAUUAGUCACAAUUAUUUGCUAAACUUUGCAAAAUAAAAUAUAUAAUUCUGAGUUAGAAUCGUGUCCAAUAUUUUAUCUGUCAUAAGUUGUAAAUACACUAUACCUAAAUGUAAAGGCCUAUAAUAUACAUACAUGUUGAUCUGUAAAUCAAUACAAUUGGAAAUUGAAGGUCUGGAAAUGAUGAAUAUCAUAUUUUAGGCUUGCCAGUCUUGUGCAGUCAAAAUAUUGAAAUAAAUUAUAAUAAAUUGUCUAUCUAUUGACUUUCUAGGGCUCCGCGUAUGAUCCUUCAGCGGGCAUUACUGGCUCUUUAGAAUAUCACCCGUUUGGUGGUGCAUUGGGCCCAUAUCCAUACGGCGACCCUGCAUACAGGAAAAAUGCUACACGGGAUGCGACUUCCACUCUCAAAGCGUGGCUCAAUGAACAUCGCAAAAACCCUUAUCCCACCAAAGGCGAGAAAAUCAUGCUGGCAAUCAUCACCAAGAUGACCCUUACCCAAGUGUCCACCUGGUUCGCCAACGCCAGAAGGCGUUUGAAGAAAGAGAACAAAAUGACGUGGAACCCGAGAAAUAGAAGUGAGGAUGAGGAAGAGGAUGACAACAUUGACCUGGAGAAGAAUGACGACGACGAUGAGCCACUCAAGCCCACAACAGAAAUUGGGUCGAAAAAUGAAGCAGGUUAGUUUAAUUAACUUUUCAAUAACGUUUACAUGUUGCAAUAGGCCUAACAUUUAUUUUAUUUCAGACAUUUAAUUGGUUUCAAAAGUUGUAAAAACUAAAAUAUUGUCCUAGUUCUAUGUAAUUCACUGCAUAGGCUUACAACAUGUUGUUGCUUUCGUUAGAACUUGAAAGGGUGAUUACGGUAAUCCUUGGAACGCUUUGGUCUAAUUUAUUCUAUCGUCUUGCAGAUGGACAUCAUCCAAAUCCAGUGGGAAUCUCCUGUGAGAAAUACAAAGAGGACAAUAGUAGCAAUGACAUGGAACCUGUCUUAACUGAUUCGGAUUUAAAGGAAAACGGGGACAGGAGCGUGCCCGAGAUGCUGGGGCCCACUAUCACAGCAUCCCCCCAAAACUUGCACCUUGGAGCGGAGAGGGAUUCAGACUCGGCGGACACGCCAGGUCCACCUGCACCGAGGCGUAAUGACACAGGCAACUCCAGCAAUGCCACGUCAGUGAUUGACUCGCCCCUUCCAGCCCCAAAACCAAAACUGUGGUCGCUCGCGGAGAUUGCAACUUCUUCGGACAAAUGUAAAGGAUGUAGCGAUGGUGCUCAGAACGUGCCCGGACAAUUACGCACAGAGAUUCCGGCCCGUCUGUCAUCUCCACCGCGAGCCGCUCCUCAUAAUCUUUUCCCUCACAGCGCAGCUCUCUCAAGACAUGUCUAUUAUACAUCUCCCUUUUUCCAGGGUUACUCGAACUAUCAUGGCACUUUUGGACAGCUGCACAGCCCCGGAUCCAACGUGGGGUCAGCGACACAUUUAA